AACGGUGGAAAAUUGAAGCUGCCAGAGCAACUAUUAUGAUUCAAUGGUGUCCAUUUAUUUUAGAUGCGAUAUAUAAAUCACCUACAUUAGAGGCGCAAUUGACUAUCAAACAAGAACAUUUAGGGGAAAUGUUUCAACGUGCAGUUGCCAAAGACGCUUUCCAAUUUUUACUUCAUUAUCUAUUGUCUUUUCAAAAUACUGAGAUGGAAUCUAUGUGUGUCGAAAUAAUGCCGAGUGCAACAACAUUAUGUGAAUCACUUAGUCCAGAAGACGUUGAAUUUCCACCUCCAGGUAUGGUGCCAGAAACUUUCAUUAUCAUAUCGGAAGACUUUGAAUUAUAUAUUCGGAAACAACUUGAGCUGUUUGUUAUAUCAAUUGUGACCAAGAUGGGAAAUAAUCUACAAAGGAUCAGAAGACAGGAGGAAGAUGCUAUUCAAUCAGCAGAUGCGGAACCGUUAACUCGUUCGGCUAUAAAAAAAUCUGUUGUAGUACGCCAUGACACUGAGACUUUUUUCUUCCUAAUUGCAAAUAUAUAUCGUAAUCAUCCUGAUGAAG
Molecule: messenger RNA, 555 nt
Organism: Racocetra persica
Lineage: Eukaryota; Fungi; Glomeromycota; Glomeromycetes; Diversisporales; Gigasporaceae
Source: the annotation of a GenBank genome assembly